CCGCCGCACCCCGAGGAGGAGCGGCAGCCGCGGAUCAGCGAAAGCGGCCAGUUCAGCGACGGACUGGAGGAUCGAGGCUUACUAGAAAGCAGCACCCGGCUGAAACCUCAUGAAGCUCAGAACUACAGAAAGAAGGCAUUGUGGGUAUCCUGGUUCUCCAUUAUUGUCACACUGGCCCUUGCAGUAGCUGCCUUCACUGUCUCCGUUAUGAGGUACAGCGCCUCUGCUUUUGGGUUUGCAUUUGAUGCCAUCCUGGAUGUCCUGUCAUCAGCGAUUGUCCUGUGGCGUUACAGCAACGCGGCUGCGGUACACUCUGCCCAUAGAGAGUACAUAGCCUGUGUCAUCUUGGGGGUGAUAUUCCUUCUGUCAUCCAUAUGUAUAGUGGUCAAAGCCAUCCAUGACCUCUCAACUAGGCUGCUCCCAGAAGUGGAUGAUUUCCUGUUCAGUGUCUCCAUUUUAAGUGGGAUCCUUUGCAGCAUCCUGGCUGUGUUGAAGUUUAUGCUGGGAAAAGUUCUGACCAGCAGAGCACUCAUAACAGAUGGGUUUAACUCCCUCGUGGGUGGUGUGAUGGGCUUCUCCAUUCUUCUGAGUGCGGAGGUGUUCAAGCACAAUGCGGCGGUCUGGUACCUGGAUGGCAGCAUAGGCGUGCUGAUCGGCCUCACCAUAUUUGCCUACGGGGUCAAGCUUCUCAUCGACAUGGUGCCAAGGGUGAGGCAGACGCGACACUAUGAGAUGUUUGAGUGAAGGUGGCCCUGGGGACCAAGGAGGGCUGCUCUGCAUGAAGACCGUCAGGACGACGAAAAGUUUCCACGUAGGCAGACGGUGCCAAUAUUUAACUGAACAUCAGUUUCUUUUUUUGGAAGUCUUCUUUCAUACAGUUUGUCAUCACAGGACAAGGUCUGCCCAGUGGGUGCAUCUGCCCUGUACCCUCACUCCGCUGCCCCCCAUCACACACUUAGGACAAUGCCUGCAGGAGGGGACACACUUCCCCAUCUCAAGCCGGAACUGACAUUUUCUGUUUUCUGGAGUAAAACAGUUCUUGGGGUAGGAUAAGAUCUCUGCUUGGCAGAAAGCCCAACUCUGGUGCUCUAAGCCUGAAACAGAUAGCGAGCAGGUCCCUCUCCUCUGGACUGUGUGUGGCCCCAGCCACCUCCUAGUUCUAAGGAUUCUUCUCUCCUGGCAGAUUUUAAGGGAAGACUGGGCCCUUUAGUCCCUCAUCCCCUUACGUAACCAGAACCAUCAGUGUAUCACUAAUUUCUAUCAGUGUGUUUCAUUAGUUUCAUACUGUUUUACUAAUCCUAAAUCUAAACAGAUUUGUUCUAAAGAAGACCAUUCUAUUUUUUAAAGUACUUAGUGACAUAUGUAUGAGCUUUGCAUGGACGAGCUAAAUAAGCACAUGACCCUUUCUCAUACACUCAGAACCUGCACAUCCAUGUAAAAACAGGAUCCAUUUUUGAGAGAUGUGAAACUAGUUUAUUUGUAAUAAAUAAUUAUAUAAUCUAUCUGUAUAUGCAUAUAUCUAUAUGCUGUGUCAAGUGGUAAUGAUACAUUACAGUCUGUGAGAGAUGGUUUACUCCUCUGUAAGGAACAAGAUGUUCUCCGUUUAUGUAAGGUUAGGUAUAGAUUCUGUAGACUCCAUUCCCCUUACCCUGCAGCGUUCUGUACCUCUCACAGUACUGUCUGCCCAAUAAAGACCUUUACCUGUUUUGUACGGCA
Molecule: messenger RNA, 1716 nt
Organism: Ictidomys tridecemlineatus (thirteen-lined ground squirrel)
Lineage: Eukaryota; Metazoa; Chordata; Mammalia; Rodentia; Sciuridae
Gene: Tmem163
Product: transmembrane protein 163
Cellular component (GO): synaptic vesicle membrane
Molecular function (GO): zinc ion binding
Source: RefSeq, a predicted model, not a curated record